AUGGCCCAUUCUAGCUGCGCGUCUCCAUUUGUUGGAACCACGUUUUGCGUGACCAGGGUGCUCCCCCCCCCCCGACACCCCCCUCCUGCACGUGCGCCAGGACUCCCCCCGUCACUGGCCUCUCAGGCAACAAUGACCACCACUCUCCUCUCCAGGCUCUCCACUGACAACCAGGACGAGACCACUGUGUGGCUCUCCACCAUCAUCCAAGAGCUAUGGCCGUACGCAGCGAACAUCGUUCAAACCACCUUGAAGGAGUAUGUCGAGCCUGCGCUGAUCGCGGCCAUCCCCAAAGGGCUUCCCACGCCGCAGUUCACGAAAAUCGACGUCGGCAACGACGGGCUGGCCAUCGAACGCGUCCAGGUGUUCCAGCGCUCGAACGCAGGCACUGACGACGUUCCCGUCAUCGAAGCCGAUAUUCGCUACGAAGGCACCCCAGUUAUCGAGAUGUGCGUCCAGGGGUAUCGGCACUACUCCUUCGGCGUCACCAACACCAAGAUCGAAGGGCGCGUAGAAGUCCUCAUGAGUCCGUUGCUCGACCGCAUUCCGCUCUUCGCCGCCAUGCAGAUUGCCUUCAUCAACCCCCCGAAACUCGAUUACACCCUCACCGGGUUCGCCGCCUUGGGCGACCAGUCUUUUAUCAAAGGUACCAUGCGUCGAGUGGUGGAGGACCUUCUCGCCUCCAUGGCCGUCUUGCCGAACCGAAUUGCUUUCAAGGUCGCUCCGGAAACCGACUUCUUCCACUUCGUGUCUAAGCCAGUAGGCAUUUUCCGCGUCGCGGCCCUCAGUGGCUCUGGCUUCCCAAGCACUGAUCGUCACGUCCUCAAGCAAGCUAUCGGCCAAAGUGAACUUCCCGAUGUGUAUCUCACUUUACACUGUGCUGGUUGCCCACCUUGCCGAACACGGCGCCAGUGA
This is a messenger RNA of Chondrus crispus (carragheen), 915 nucleotides long. RefSeq lists its product as hypothetical. The record is from RefSeq and is a predicted model, not a curated record. Gene Ontology annotation, molecular function: lipid binding. Bases 1 to 915 code for a protein of 304 amino acids. NCBI's taxonomy places the organism in Eukaryota, Rhodophyta, Florideophyceae, Gigartinales, Gigartinaceae. The transcript is spliced from 3 exons.